UGCUAUCAACAGCUGUUCGUAGUUUUUAUUGCAAAAACCGCGCGACGCGAGUACAAGUUAAAUAAGCUGAUUGUUUACACAGCGUUGUUCCGCAUUGUUUUUGUUCAUAUGAUAUAUAAAUAAAAAGCUUGUCAUAUUAAAGCUUCGAUAGUCAGCUGAUAAGCGCCCACGCAUUCAUUCGUACUGGUAUAGGGGGGAAAUCGGAGGCGGCAAAGCAAAGCAAUUGAAUUGUCAAAUUUAAAAAAAAACCACAACCAAGGUCAGCCACACAUAAUAUAAAACGACCAACGCGCAACCACAUUCACAUACUCGUCUUCGCUGACAUACAUAAGUGCUGGGGAAGCAAAAACAAUCGGGAUAUAGGCGACGGCACUAAUUCGCUUAACCACUAUAACAUUUGCAGAUACUGCUGAAUCGAAAGCUCCCUCCCCCAGCGAAUUUCCAUCGGUGCAGUCAGCGACAAUUUUUCCAUAUCAACGUUCGCACUGUUAAAAGGCAGACGUCUUUCUGUUUGUGUCCGAGAAAACUAACAUGGGUUGUGAGGAGAAGCAAGAAACCACCAAGCCAAGCCUGCGCAUCCAGGACAUUCCGGUGCUGAUGCAGGACCACUGUCGCAUGCUAGAUCCCUCCAAGGUGGAGCGCAUCAUCAAUGAGUUCGUACAGGGCGGCCCGGAGCGCAUGCAACUUGUGUCGGACUUUGACUAUACAAUCACCAAACAGCGGACUGAGGACGGCAGUGUGGUGCCCUCCAGUUUUGGGAUCUUCAACGCCUGCCAGUCGCUGCCGGAUAGCUUCAAAACGGAGUCGGACAAACUAUACCAUAAGUACAGGCCAAUUGAGAUCGAUCCGCACAUGCCCAUCCCCGAGAAGGUUCAAUACAUGGUCGAAUGGUGGACCAAGUCGGGUGCGCUGGCCACCGGCUUCCCCUUCGAUCAAUCAGAAAUAGAUCAGAUUGCCAGCAAGUAUAAAAACGCGCUACGUGACCGUACUCAUGAGUUUUUUGCCGAUCUACAGCGCUUGGGCAUUCCCACAUUGGUGUUCUCCGCCGGACUGGGCAACUCUGUGGUCUCCGUUUUGCGCCAGGCAAAUGUGAUGCAUCCCAAUGUAAAGGUGGUGUCGAAUUUCUUGCAAUUUCGCAAUGGACUUCUGGACGGCUUCCAGCAGCCCAUGAUACACACCUUCAACAAGAACGAAACUGUCCUGGACGGCAGUGAGUAUUACAACCUGGUCCACACACGCGACCACAUCAUCGUGAUGGGGGAUUCCCUGGGAGACGCUGACAUGGCCUCCGGCGUUCCGGCCUCUUCGCAUAUCAUAAAAAUUGGUUUCCUUUUCGAACAUGUGGAGGCCAAUAUGGAUAAGUACAUGAAGACAUUUGAUAUCGUCUUGGUGGAUGAUCAAACAAUGGAUGUGCCCCGGGCUUUGCUCGCUCUCAUCGAAAAGCAGCACCAGCUGAAGCAGCAGGCCACAACGCAGAGCACCCUUUGAAACCUCGGACAAAAAUACGUAGUCCCUCUGUAUCGUACUCAAAAAACGUUCCUGCUUUCUCAUUAGCAGGAAUAAGUGUUAAAUUUUAUUAGCAAACACACAGCAGAAGCUACUAAUUAAGUGGUUUAGAUUUAACCAUUUCAUCCAUUCUAACAGCAAUUCAUACCAUAUUAAAUGACAACGUUGUGCUACAAAAUUA
Messenger RNA from Drosophila miranda, 1687 nucleotides. RefSeq names its product 7-methylguanosine phosphate-specific 5'-nucleotidase (gene cN-IIIB). Gene Ontology annotation, cellular component: cytoplasm. Lineage: Eukaryota; Metazoa; Arthropoda; Insecta; Diptera; Drosophilidae. Bases 532 to 1488 code for a protein of 318 amino acids. Gene Ontology annotation, molecular function: magnesium ion binding; 5'-nucleotidase activity. The record is from RefSeq and is a predicted model, not a curated record. The transcript has a single exon.